Molecule: messenger RNA, 2567 nt
Organism: Telopea speciosissima
Lineage: Eukaryota; Viridiplantae; Streptophyta; Magnoliopsida; Proteales; Proteaceae
Product: protein FRIGIDA-ESSENTIAL 1-like
Exons: 7
Coding region: 83-2404 (773 amino acids)
Molecular function (GO): metal ion binding
Source: RefSeq, a predicted model, not a curated record
UUUGCAAGAGGAGAGCAAAGUGAGCGACAUAAACAGACGGAGCGGAGCAGCCGAGAGUUGGGAACUUGGGAUACCCCCACCAAUGCCUUCCUCUUCCUCCACCUCACCCUCCGAAGGAGAUGAUUUGGCUGUCACGGCCGAAGCCUCCGACAAGGGUUCUGAUUCCGAAAUCGAAAACAACGACGAUGGCGACGAAUAUGGCGGCAGCGAGGAAAUGGAAGAUGAAGAAGGAGAUUAUGAUAAUGGAGAAGAAAGAGUUGUCGAUUUGUCAGAUUCGGAAACCGUCGCCGAUGAUGGUCUGAAUGAUUCUAGCCAAGAAAUCAAGUCUGAGGGGCAUGAUGAUGACUUGAGGUCAGGUUCCUCCACUCCAGAAAAAUCUAAACCAAGUCUUCCAACAGAUAUUUCUGACAUAGAAGGUAGUAUUGAAGCCUUACCAAAUAAGAAAGCUCCUUGUGAUGUUCCAAGAUUCUAUAAUGAGGUCCAUACUGGUAAUGAAGCUCAGAUAAGUAAGACUGAUCCCUCGGGUGCUGAGAUCCUGACGAGUAAUGGCUCCAGGAAGAAUGAUUCUAAUGGUGUCCUAAAUGCUGAAGACACUAAUCGAAUGGACAUCAAGGAAGGGAAGGACCUGAAGCUAAGGGUAUCAAGUUUUCCUACUUCCCAGCUAAGGCCUAGAAGUUUAUCCCCUGGUGCUGAAUUUGAGGACCGAAACAAGCGCCCUGCAAUUGUUUGUGACUUUUUUGCUAAAGGUUGGUGUGUAAAGGGGAGUUCUUGUAGGUUUCUGCAUGUGAAAGAUGGUACUGGUAAGGGAGACGUGCCUGUCGCAAGUUUGGAAAACGAAGUGAAGGUGGAUGCAGGUUUGAGACAGGAUAUGGAUGCAUCAAAAUUUUCUGCUUUCCCUGAACCAUUAGCUUCUUCAGCCGCAAAUAAUUUUUCAGCAAAAUCUCAUUUCUCUUCAGAAAGAUUCCUACCCAGGGAGCAUGGAGAAAAUAUUGGGUGGCAUCAGUUCCCUGAUGAGCAUAGGCUUUCUUCAGUUCAGAGAGGCAGCCCAUCUUCAGGCUUAUUACAGGAGGCGAGUGGGUCAAAAUCACUACCCCACCAUAACUUCCAGCAAUUUUCUUCAACUAGAGAUGAUCUUGGGAAGUUCUCCUCUCUUGGAGAUGUGGGCAGUGAGAAUCCGAGGAGCAGUUUGGGUCCUGAUUAUAGACUUCUUUCAAGUGGCUCAAUUAUAUCAUCUAGCGUGUACAGAGGCAGUAGCGAUCCCUCUGUUUAUGACAGAAGUGUGAAGGAACCACUGAGUCUAAAACAGAAAAGUCGAUCCAUGGUCAAUGAUCAUACUUUGUCAGUUUUCAGCUCCAACACUUCCUUUCCAUCCAUAGGCAUAUCACCAUCAUCCUCUUAUAUUUCUUCCUCUUUUAGUGGUUUGGAUGUUGAUCGGGACUAUCAUGCUUCUUAUUCUGCUUCUUUGCCUCAAAAUUCCUCUUCACCAUUUUACUCAAGAUCAGAACCAGACCAGUUUCCUGCAGGACAUAAACUGCAGGCUAGUUCAAAUGACUGGGAGCCAUCUGUACCUUUUCGACCAUCUUUUUUCUUUGAUUCGGCAAGUAUGUCAUCUCCUGGAAGCCAAUAUGACCCCCUUCUUGAUAGCAUUGAGCCACCUAGUGGAGGGCAUAAAUCCUUUCAGGUUUCUUCCUCGAGUCAGGGGGCAGGCAUCCGGCAUAUAUCCAAUCAGCUGACAAACUGUGACUCUGGUUUAACUUGGUUGCAUCGCCCAGAAUAUAAUACAGAAAAUCAUUUACUUUCUUAUAACCAUCAGUCCCAUGGCAGUGUAAUGGAAAAGAAUAUUCAUUCUCAUGGCUUGCCUAUGGCUGCUGAUGAGACUUUGGGAACUUCGGUAGCUGACAACCAAACUAAAGUUUCUACACCUAGAGAAGGGAAGAUCGAGAGGCCUGGUCAUGGACAUGUUGUAGAUGUUGCGAAAACAAAAUUAAUCAGUCAUGAUCCUAAUCCUAGAUAUCAAACUGAUGCUAGGAACAAAAAGGAAUCUAAAUCAGGUGGGGGUAGACAUAGCAAUGAAACAAAUCUUCAUCAAACUCCCAGACAAAAACAAGACAUGGAUGCACAAAACAAGGAAUCAAAAACACUUAAACUUUUCCGUGCUGCCCUUGUGGAUUUUGUGAAAGAAUUGGUAAAGCCAUCUUGGCGGGAGGGUCAUUUGAGGAAGGAUGUGCACAAAACUAUUGUUAAAAAAGCAGUUGAAAAGGUCCUUAGCACAUUGCAGCCGCAUCAAGUUCCUAGUACAACAGAAUUGGUUAACCAAUAUCUAUCUUCUUCCCAAUCUAAAAUUGCAAAGCUUGUUGAGGGAUAUGUUGAUAAAUAUGCCAAGUCUUCAGCUGCCAGUGGCUGAAUGGUAUUAUUUUUGUACAGUUAGCUACCUAUGUCACUAACUAAAAGUUAAAAAACAUUUGUUUAAGUCUAUCUUAGACUUCAAUAUUAAUAUUUAGGACUGAGAUUCAUGUAGUAUGUUGUGGAUUUUCUUGCUUCAUAGAUGAUUACUUUUCUCUCCUGUU